GUAUUCGUGCCAAAAGCCGCGGUGGGCUUGGUUAUCGGCAAAGGCGGAGAAAUGAUUAAAAAGCUGCAGCAGGAGACGGGCGCCAAGGUGACGUUUUUGCAUCUGAAGGACGAGGCGCCCGGCGAUCGAACCUGUGUCAUCUCAGGCAACGACGAGAACGUCGAGAUCGCGCGAAAGAAAAUCCAAGACAUGAUCGACAGCGUCGUGAAGGGUAGACCCAAUCCUCGAGGGUUUGGAGAGGGAAAUCGAGCUCGAGAACUUGUCCUAUCAGUUGUCCACCAAAAACGACCUGAUGAACAAAUACCAGGAGCAAAUCCUCCUUACCCGGGACCUUCACCUCUUCCAACGACUUCUGGUAAUCCGGGUUUGGUAGAGAUCAUGAUACCCGGCCCCAAGGUGGGUCUAAUAAUCGGUAAAGGUGGUGAAACCAUCAAGCAGCUCCAAGAGAAAUCUGGAGCUAAAAUGGUUGUAAUUCAAGAAGGUCCUGGUCAAGAACAAGAAAAACCUUUGAGAAUUACUGGUGAUCCGGCCAAGAAGGGUAGACCCAAUCCUCGAGGCAAUGGUUUUGCUGGAAGACCUAAUGAAUACGGUGGAUGGAACAAUCAACAAAAUAUGGGCAACAAGAUAGAAUGCAGUUUUCCUGUUCCCACAAACAAGUGCGGUAUCAUCAUUGGAAAAGGUGGUGAAACAAUUAAGCACAUCAAUCAACAGACUGGUGCUCAUUGUGAACUUGACAGGCGGAAUCCUGGUACUGAAACGGAAAAAUACUUUACCCUCAAGGGAACGCCCGAACAAGUCGAGCAUGCAAAAAGAGUAUUUGCGGAAAAGUUGGGUGGUGGAACCAUUCCUCAGGCCAAUAAUAUGUAUGGUGCUCAAAAUACGAUGGGAUACAACCCUACGUGGAAUCCGGCCUACCAAGCUUGGCCAGGUCAGGCACCUGCGGGCGAUCCAAAUGCAGGACAAGCCCAAAUUAAUCCUUCUACGGGUCAGGCUGACUAUAGCGCUCAGUGGAUUGUGUACUACAGGUCACUAGGUAUGCACAAAGAAGCUGAUCAAAUCGAGCAACAGCUCAAACAACAACAGGCGUCUGUGCCCAAACCUGACAUGUCACAACAACAGACGCCAGGCGCAAAUCCACCAAAUCCUGCAGUUGCUGCUCAACCUCAGCCACAGCAGCAACCACAGCAACAACAGCAAGCUACUCAACAGAACGGUAGCCAAGCAGACUACAGUGCACAGUGGGCAGAGUACUAUCGAAGUAUAGGAAAAAUAAAGGAAGCAGAAGCCAUCGAGGCACAAAUGAAAUCAAAACCUGGUAAUCCAAUGACCAAUAAUCAGAUGGGACAGCCACAGCAGCAGAUGCCGAACGCCAUGGCGAACCCGGCUGCGCCAACUGGCCCGGGAGCUGCACCAAACGCCUUUCCACAGGCUUACGGUGGCUAUGGCAUGAAUCCAGCGGCACCGGGCUACUAUACGCCUGCGCAAGGUCCAACAGCUCAGCCUGGACAACAAAAUCCUGGCUAUCCUGCCGCAGCUAGCUACCAAAAUUACCAAUAUCCUCAACAGCAGAGCUCUGACAACUGAGCGUCGGCAUCACCGAGCAGUCUGUCAUCUAAAUGAACCUCUAGUAAGUGUAACUUCUUUCUUACUAUAUACCCUGCAAUUUUCGGUUUUGUAGAGAUUUUGUGUUCUUAUUGUAAACAAGUCUUUUUGAGAUAUGAUCGCAAUAAGGAAUGGUUUAAUACAAUAAUUUGCUUUGCUUUAUAACAGUAAAACGAUCCAAGCAAAUAUGUAUUGCCAUUGUGGUAAGUACAAUGUAUGAUUACAUAUGUUUAGUGGUUAUCUCUAAAAGAUUUGAUUGAAAUAAUGGAUAUAACGAGUUGAGGUAUAUUGCCUUAAUUGACUUUUUUUUAUUCAUUCAAAAGUAUU
Copidosoma floridanum is the source of this 1929-nucleotide messenger RNA. RefSeq names its product P-element somatic inhibitor (gene Psi). Gene Ontology annotation, molecular function: RNA binding. The record is from RefSeq and is a predicted model, not a curated record. Gene Ontology annotation, biological process: regulation of DNA-templated transcription. Lineage: Eukaryota; Metazoa; Arthropoda; Insecta; Hymenoptera; Encyrtidae.